Chara braunii is the source of this 988-nucleotide messenger RNA. Lineage: Eukaryota; Viridiplantae; Streptophyta; Charophyceae; Charales; Characeae. The record is from the annotation of a GenBank genome assembly.
GCUCGGGCCAAUGAAGAAAGAGGGAGGGCUCGAGGUGUCUUUGCCCAGGUGGGUCAGAGCAGGAGAGUACCUCUCCUUAUGGUGGGGCAUGCUGAUGAGCCCGGACAUCUUUGUCUGGAUCGAGUCUGGUUUCGAUGACAAGCAAGAGUGUGCAAUUGUAAGGGUGACGCUGUAUGCCUCGCCCUCAUUCUGGAUCGAGCAUGGGAUAGAGUUGGCGCUUGGGCAUGGGAGCCUGCUUGCUAAGCCUUUGAGGGUUGCCGAGGGAGCCGCGACAAAGUGGGCGAGGGAAGUGUCCCGUGAUGGGAAAGAGCGAGUACUAACCCGCGCUGCUGUUAGCAUCAUGGCGGGAAAAAGCGGCUUCUCCAAGAUCUUGCUUUGGAGGAAUUCGUGCCUUUUGAAGGUGUUGCUGCACGAAGUGUUGCAGGCGUCAAUGCCCCCAGAUCUUCGCACCCUGCUGUUCCAAGGAAGGAACCUAUCUAGAUUUCUGCGCGACUUUCAGGAUUUUUGCCUUACGAAGGUGUGGGACAAGAAGGCAAUGUGGUACAUGUUCCCGUUGUUCGUUUGCGAAGAACUAAGCGAGGAGGUGUACACCCUCAUGCUGAAGUCGCAAACCUGGAAUGAGUUGGAAGCUUCUCUGAAGCUGAGGUUCCCAGAGGACGAGGUGGAAUGCAGGCUUGGUAAGGGUCCUGAGCGGCCAGCCGAGGCCGCGUCAACGCAAGGAGAGUUGAGUGGCAUACAAAGGCAAGUUGGGAUGCUGGAAGAGAGGUUGGCGCGGUUGGAAGAAACCAGGCGGGGCGAGAGGAAGACCUUCAAAGGAGCAUCUAACGGACCGGUUGGGCAGGGUGAGGUGGAGGUAAGAGAGGAUCACCAGGAGUUACUCCUCCACAAGAAGACCCCGAGAGGGCAAGUUUGCGCCCUAGAAAGAGAUGAAGAUGAGGGGGUUAUUGAGAUCAAGGGGGAGCGAUAAUAUAGUAGGGCCCUAACCGUU